CAUCUGCCACAGAGCUGGCUCUGGCUGCACAGCGAUGGGGCUGUCCUGGCCAGGCCUGUGGCUGAAGAGGCUCUGGGUACUCUUGCAGGUGGCCUUACAUGUGGCCAUGGGCAAAAUACUGCUGACUCUCUUCCCCGGGAGAGUCAAGCAGAACAUCCUGGCCAUGAGCCAGAGGGCGAACAAUACCAAGGACCCCCAGUUUCCCUAUGACAACUGGGGCCCAACUUUCUUCAACACCCAGUACUUCCGGUUCGUCCUGAAAGUCCGUUGGCAGCGACUAGAGGAUGAGACGGAGCAAGGGGGUCUGGCCCCGAACUGCCCUGUGGUCCACCUCUCAGGCCAGCGGUGCAACAUCUGGGACUUCAUGCAAGGCAACAGGCCACUGGUGCUGAAUUUUGGAAGUUGCACCUGACCUUCAUUUCUUUUCAAGCUUGACCAGUUCAAGAGACUUGUUGAUGACUUUAGUUCCAUAGCAGAUUUUCUCAUCAUCUACAUUGAAGAAGCACAUGCUUCAGAUGGCUGGGCUUUUAAGAACAACAUGGACAUCAGGAAUCACCGGAACCUCCAGGACCGCCGGCGAGCAGCCUGCUUGCUGUUGGACAGGAGCCCCCAGUGCCCUGUGGUGGUGGACACGAUGCAGAACCAGAGCAGCCAGCUCUACGCAGCACUGCCUGAGAGGCUCUACGUGCUCCAGGAGGGCAGGAUCCUCUACAAGGGUAAACCUGGCCCUUGGGACUACCAUCCAGAGGAAGUACGUGCUGUUCUGGAAAAGCUCAGCAGUUAAUCUGGUUGGAUGUCCCAGUUCUACAUGACCAACAAGAGGGCUCCUCAAGUCUCGGCUCUCCUCACACCCCAGCUGGCUUGCACUGCUUGACCUGUGUCCCCAACUGAAUCACUAGCUCAGAUUUUUCAGAUCUAAGCAAACAACUCUCAGUGAAGACGUGCAGAUCGUAGCAUUCAAACAGGACUGGGUUUGUUAUAAUCAGAAAACGAGUGAGCACUUGAGCCAUUCAGGCAAGUGAACCAACUGUUAAAGAAUGUGCAUCUCCACACUGAUCCCAAGGUGGAGACCACGUUCACUGCAUGAUAGAUAUCUUAGCAUGAGAGAGCUGUUGUAUAACAUGGAUGCACUCCUGAGACAUGUUAUCUCCCUUCAGCCACCUUAAUACCGAGCAUGGCAUCAUUUUUAAUAGGUACAGUCAUUUUACCAAAUUUGGCAUUUACAGAAUUAAUAAUUUAAGACACAAAACUGGUGUUUAGAACCGAGCAUGGGAAGAACUCCAGUUAUUUGGGGAGCGAUGAGGAAUUGGAAGCAGGGGAGUAGAAAUGGAAGGAGAGUGUAAAGAUGAUAAUCCUUUCCUUGCCAAAAGUUUUAAACCAGUCAAUGGGUGGUGGUUGGGGGAGUUUCCAUGUUACUAUCAUCAGUUCUAUCACGGAGGAAAGGGACCCGCUUUGCCAUGCUUGAAUAGAUUUAAUAGGGAUUUGGCUCUCUGUACCCUGGAGUCUUCUACUCUCCUCCCUUAUCAACAGAUUCACUCUGAGGAAAGGACUGGUUUCUUGAAGGCAUUGUAACUUUCACCAAACCAGUAACAGGCACAGCCAAAGCUGUCAUUCAGUUAUGCAGAAGCUCAUAUUUGAAAUUCUGUUUCUCUGAUUUAUUCGCAAGUUUCUUAAUGGUCAAUUGUGUUAGACAGUAUCAGGCUAAUGGAUAACCAUUGGUAUUCAUCUGUUUUAACUCUGCUUCUUUUCAUAUUUGUUUAUGACGGCCACAGCCUAAAGUACAUAAAGCUGUGACUUGAUUUGAAAAAAAAAAAAAAUGUUUUAA
Molecule: messenger RNA, 1825 nt
Organism: Choloepus didactylus (southern two-toed sloth)
Lineage: Eukaryota; Metazoa; Chordata; Mammalia; Pilosa; Megalonychidae
Gene: DIO1
Product: iodothyronine deiodinase 1
Exons: 4
Molecular function (GO): thyroxine 5'-deiodinase activity
Source: RefSeq, a predicted model, not a curated record